UAGAAAAUCCACAAAGUUUCAUUAUUCCACUUUUUCCGACAUUUAUGAUUUAUUGAGGACGGCUGUCCUGAACGUCCUGCCGCCUCCCUCUUCUCUCUGUCUGUCUGUCUGUCACCGUGAAGGAGUCAGUGUGGCAGGCAGGGACGGUCCAGACGCUCAUAUAGACAAAGCCAGCACGUUUCACUCGGUCUGCAGCAGCCGAGCAAGCGCUCCAGCACCACCUCCAGCAUCACCACCACCAUCACCAGCAGCAUCAUCAUCAGCAGAUCGGGGAGUUUUUUUGGGGGGUGCACAGCUGGAGGACCGAAGACGCAUGUGAACAGCGGACAGGCUCGACAACAGUCGACAGGUUAUAUGACUCACUGGCUGGUUUCCGGUCUCCGUUUGCGCCGUCCGUGGCUCCGUUGGCACAUGCGAGGCAUUUGAAUGCGCGGAGGUGACGCCUGGAGCGCUGUUCGAGGUGCUGAAAAGCCGCCCGACAGACCGGUCGCUGUCCCCUUUACCUUUUCCUCCCCCGCGUCUCCACCUCCACCACCCCAGUCGAGACGAUACGCAUGAACUGACGAGAACGCCGAGCGGCGCCACAACGGCACACCGGCGUUUAUAACGCAGCGUCCUCGGCUGUAAAUGGGACCACACGUCGUGCAAGCGUUAGAAAGAUGGAGAGAUUUGUCCCCCUGCUCGUCCUCAGCUGUCUCUGCGUCCCUCGAGUCACAGCGGAUAGCUUGUCGCCUCCUGUCAAUGUGACCAUCAAAGCGGUGAAAGCAAACUCUGCUGUGGUGACAUGGGACAUCCCCGAGGGAGACCCCGUUAUUGGCUUUGCCAUUACACAGCAGAAGAAAGAUGUGCGCAUGCUGCGAUUCAUCCAGGAAGUCAACACCACCACGCGCUCCUGUGCAUUAUGGGACUUGGAGGAAGAGACAGACUACAUCGUGCAUGUCCAGUCCAUCAGCAUGUCUGGGACGAGCCCGCUGAGCGAACCCCUGCGCUUCCGAACGCCGAAGGAGGCCGAGACUCAGGCCUCUAAGAGUAAAGACGAAGUUACGAUGGAAGAAGUGGGCCAGACCACCCAGCUGAGGGCGGGGGAGCUCAUCAUCAUCGUGGUGGUGCUCAUCAUGUGGGCAGGUGUGAUCGCUCUCUUCUGUCGCCAGUACGACAUAAUCAAAGACAACGAGCCCAACAACAACAAGGACAAAGCCAAAAACUCCUCCGAGUGCAGCACUCCUGAGCAUCCGACGGGGGGGCUGUUGCGCAGUAAGUUCCCCAAGAACAACAACAACAACAACAGGAUGCCAUCCGUCAACAUCAUUGAGGUGUGACUGCCAGGACGCCUUCUCUUUACCCCAAAAGUCCUUGUGUAAUCACGAACAAGCGGUUCCCCCUUUUAAAGUCCAUCUGCUUGUCAGGAUGAGGCCGGGACUUGUGGGCCCUCUCGGCGACCGCUUGCUCAGCUUUGGCAUGGGGCCUGAGGCUGCAUGACCCCGGAGGGUCAGGCAACGGCCCGGCCGGAGCCGCCCUGAGAGUGGAGUCCGCGGCGUAGAGUUCAGAGGCCAUGCCAUGCUAAAUAACUGCUGUACCAUGAGGGGGGCAGCAGAGAUUAGGCUCCGGCAGUGGAGAGACUGCAGAUAAAC
This is a messenger RNA of Anarrhichthys ocellatus (wolf-eel), 1631 nucleotides long. It is a transcript of the gene fndc5a, whose product is annotated as fibronectin type III domain containing 5a. Gene Ontology annotation, cellular component: plasma membrane; extracellular region. The transcript has 6 exons. Lineage: Eukaryota; Metazoa; Chordata; Actinopteri; Perciformes; Anarhichadidae. The record is from RefSeq and is a predicted model, not a curated record. Gene Ontology annotation, molecular function: protein binding. Bases 660 to 1319 code for a protein of 219 amino acids.